Messenger RNA from Centruroides sculpturatus (bark scorpion), 2513 nucleotides. Its product is annotated as lysosomal acid phosphatase-like. The transcript has 20 exons. Gene Ontology annotation, molecular function: phosphatase activity. Gene Ontology annotation, biological process: dephosphorylation. The record is from RefSeq and is a predicted model, not a curated record. NCBI's taxonomy places the organism in Eukaryota, Metazoa, Arthropoda, Arachnida, Scorpiones, Buthidae. The coding region runs from base 64 to 2301 and encodes 745 amino acids.
AUAUAAAAGCCUAAGCGGCUAAGAAAAUUAAUAGAGAAUAUAAUAUUUUAUCUGGUAGAUGAAAUGUUGCCAUUUUAUAUUAUCUUAACCUUAUUCGGUUCCCUAUUGUGCCAGGAAGAUGUUCCUCCCGUUGACCACACGGCUUCUUUACAAUUACUUCAUAUAAUAGUGCGCCACGGAGCCAGAACCCCUAUUUCGCUAUACCCCAAUGAUCCAAACGUAAAUUACGAAUAUAAAGAAGGAAAUGGACAACUAACAAACACAGGAAAGCUUCAACAGUAUACACUGGGAAAAUAUUUCAGAGAGCGUUAUGCCAAUUACAUAUCGUCGAAUCCCAGAGAACUGGUGGCUAGAAGUUCCCAGAAGGAUAGAACAAUUAUUAGCGGAUUAUGCCAUUUGGCCGGACUCUACGCACCUAAGGAAGAGUGGCAAUUUAGUGAGGAGUUAAAUUGGCAGCCUAUUAGAAUACUGACAUCACCGCCUAAGACGGAUGGACUAUUGUACGAAGGGGCCGUAUGCCCAGAAGCCAAAGCCGAACAACAUAGAAUCAGAAACAGUCCGGAAGGAGAAGCUUACAGAAGUCAAUUCACCGAGCUUUUCAAUUAUGUUACCAAUCAUAGUGGAAUGACCGUCGAUGAUUGGGAAACUGCCGCCGACAUUUUCUCCACACUGAAGAUUGAGAAAAGCCACAAUUUGAUAAUUCCCGAUUGGGUUACGGAUGAAGUUUAUCAAAAACUACAGGAAAUAUUCCACGAUUCGUUCUAUUAUAGUUAUAAAACUACGAAAGUACAAAGACUUCGAGCAGGCGUUUUAAUUGGUGACAUGACCAAUCAUAUGCAAGAAAGAAACACGGGACAAUUAAAUAAUCUUACCAAGGUUUAUGCCUAUUUUACCCACGACGCUAACAUCGCCGCCCUCCUGAAUGCCUUGAAGAUAUUUAACGGGCGAGCCCCGCCCUUCUGCGCAGCCAUUGUAGUAGAAUUUCAUAAAAUCCAAGAUACUUCUUGCGUUAAAGUAUUUUAUUCGAAUGCUACCAAUCCGGAAAGCGGGGAGCAACGCGUUCAUUUAAUGACGUUACCCGAUUGCGGAUUGGCGUGCUGCCCAUUGGACACUUUCGUAGCUAUUACUCGAGAUCUCGUACCCGUCGAUUGGGAGAAAGAAUGUCAACUGCAGACAGAGGACGAUUCAGGUAACACGGAGAUUUCGCGCCACGGAGCCAGAACCCCAAUUAUUCUUUAUCCGAACGAUCCGAAUAAAAAUCACCGAUACAAAGAAGGACUCGGACAAUUAACAAACACCGGCAAACUUCAACAGUACGCUCUGGGAAAGUAUUUCAGGAAGCGUUACCAUAAUUUUAUCACGUCCAACCCGAGAGAGGUAGUGGCUAGAAGUUCCCAGACGGACAGAACAAUCACCAGCGGGUUGUGCCAUUUGUCCGGACUGUACGCGCCCUCCAAGGAAUGGCGGUUUACCGAAGAAAUAAACUGGCAACCGAUUAAAAUACUGACGUCGCCUCGGACAAAGGACAAAUUGUUGUAUGCGGGAGCCGAAUGUCCGGAAGCCGAUGCCGAACUGGCUAGAAUUAAAAAUAGUCCCCGUGUAAAAGUCUAUAAAGAACAACAUAAGGAACUUUUCCAGUACGUUAGCCACCGAAGCGGAAUAAUGGUCGACGAUUGGCUGGGCGCUCUUUUGGUCUUCGACGCCAUCAAAAUCCACGAGAGUAACGACGCCAGCGUGCCCCAUUGGGUCACUCCCCGAGUUUAUCGGCAAUUAGAGAAAAUAACGCAAGACUUCUUCUAUUAUCCUUUUAGAACCGUAAAAAUGCAAAGACUCCGAGCAGGUCCUUUAAUAGGCGAUAUAGUGGAUCGUAUGCGGGAAAGAGACGAAGGGAAGUUAAAUAAUCUUACUAAAGUUUACGCCUAUUUUACCCACGACGCUAACAUCGCCGUCCUCCUGAAUGCCUUGAAGAUAUUUAACGGGCGAGCCCCGCCCUUCUGCGCCACCGUUUUAAUAGAACUUCACAAAAUGCCAGAUGCUUCUUGCGUUAAAGUAUUUUAUUCGAACGCCACCGAUCCGGAAAGCGGGGAGCAACGCGUUCAUUUAAUGACGUUACCCGAUUGCGGAUUGGACUGCUGCCCCUUGCCCACCUUUACAGAUAUUACUCGUCCUCUGGUACCCGUCGAUUGGGAGAAAGAAUGUCGACUGUCAAAUUCCAGUAAUUCAGGUUACACUAGCGCCUGGUGGAUACGACUGGAUUUAUUAUUUUAUAUAUUUGCUUUGUACAUCAACUUUUCGUCUUAGAACCUCUCUACUUUUACGCGUUCUGUACAUAUUAACAUAAAAUUUCUAUUUCGAUCCAACUGUUUGUUGUAUCGUUACGUCGUUAAACGGAAUCGUUGAGGACGAAGCAAAUAUACAUAGAAAUGCCUGAGAAACGAAUAAUAAGAGAAGGCGGUUCUUCUCCCAUUAAAAAUUAGACUUAGAAAACCAAAAUUGCGCGAGAAAAAGGUUUA